Molecule: messenger RNA, 1826 nt
Organism: Chelmon rostratus (copperband butterflyfish)
Lineage: Eukaryota; Metazoa; Chordata; Actinopteri; Chaetodontiformes; Chaetodontidae
Gene: angptl6
Product: angiopoietin-like 6
Exons: 7
Coding region: 291-1754 (487 amino acids)
Source: RefSeq, a predicted model, not a curated record
GAGGCAGUCUGGCUGCUGACGAAGGCCGAGCGUCGUCUGAUUUUUGUUUUUAUCUUGAGAUGUGUUUGUGACUCAAAUUCCUCUGCCUUCAUCUUCACACCAACAGGCGACUUUCAGCCUGGAAGAAGGCCCAUCUGUGUGACUCUUCAUGAUCCAUGAACAUGUGAUUUUUAAAACCCUUUAUUUUACAUCUGUGCAUCCUGGGAGCUGCAGCUACACACCGGAGCAGAGCAAAGACAUCCUCAACACUUUUCAGCUGCUACGGGUUUCCUCAGAGGCUGAACAGAUUCAUGGAGAGGACACUGACACUGGGUCUGACUCUUUUCUUAACACUCUGCCUGGACAUACCAGCAGCUGGAGGACGGAAGGAGGGGGCUCAUGGCGAGAACACCCAGAAACGUUCAUCGCGGUCUCCAGAUGCAAAAGCAGGCCGCUGCUCCUACACCUUCAUUGUUCCCCAGCAAAAGCUGACAGGUGCGCUGUGUCUGAACACCCAGUCUGCCACUACCAACCACUCCGAGGUGGCGGUGCUGCGGGCGGAGCUCAUAAGGCAGCAGGAACAGCUGGAGAAGCUCCGGGGCCAGCUGGAGCAGGAGGGCUCCCUUGCCAUGGAGGUAAGAGCCCUGCGCAAAGAGAGCAACAGCAUGAAUUCUCGCAUUGCUCAGCUCUACGCGCAGCUGCUACAUGAAGUCAUCCACAAGAAAGACCAGGCGUUGGAGCAGCGAAGGGUGGAGAACCUCCUGCUAAAUGCUACAACACAGGCGCUGCAGGUGUCCAGUAACUACAGGGAGCUGGAGAAGAAAUAUGGAGCCCUCACCUCCAUGAUGAGCUCCCAGAACCAGUUCAUUGCUCGGCUGGAGAAGCAGUGCCAGUGCAGGGACCCCACCCAGUCCUCUGUGGUGACGACUGAACCACCCAAAAGCCGGCCUAACGUGCAUCCUAAUUACAGCUCUGAAGCCAACGAAAUGACCAAUGAUGUUCAAAGGGACCAAAGUGCUCCUCCACCGCGGCAGGAAAAAACAGUUCAUUCCCUCCCCACUGCCAUGGCAACCAACACUCCCACAGCGCCUCCUUUCAUUAGUUUCCCUGUCACAAAGACUCCAGGGCCGUGGCGGGACUGCCAGCACGUACUGGAAUCAGGCGAGACCACCAGUGGGAUCUACCUGCUCCGCCCACAGAGUGCCAACCGGCUCCUGCAGGCCUGGUGUGAGCAGAGUCAGGCUCAGGGAGGGUGGACGGUCAUCCAGAGGAGGCAGGAUGGCUCCGUCAACUUCUUCCGGACCUGGGAGCAGUAUAAGCAAGGCUUUGGGAACCUAGAUGGAGAGUAUUGGCUCGGGCUUGAACACCUCUACUGGAUGACUAAACAGGCCCAAUAUAAACUGCGGGUGGCUCUGGAGGACUGGCAGGGCCGACAGGUGUUUGCCGAGUAUGACAGCUUCCACCUGGAACCGGAGAGCGACUGGUACCGACUGCGGCUGGGACAAUACCACGGCAACGCUGGGGACUCGCUCUCGUGGCACAACAACAAGGCCUUCACCACCCUGGAUCGAGACAAGGACGGCUAUACAGGUAACUGCGCUCAUUACCAAAAAGGAGGCUGGUGGUACCACAUGUGUGCCCACUCCAAUCUGAACGGCGUGUGGUAUCGAGGCGGACACUAUCGCAGCCGCUACCAGGACGGGGUCUACUGGGCGGAGUUCCACGGAGGGUCCUACUCUUUGAAACGAGUUUCCAUGAUGAUCAAACCUACAUAAAAAAGUUAUGGACAAGUGAGAAAGAACAAUGAUGAACUGAUGUAGACAGAUGUAAAGGGCCUUAAAUAAUAU